GAACUGCUAAGUCUUCUUGAAAACCAGCUCUACUCAUUCGAAGGAGAUCUUCUCAAAAACUCCUUUUACGGAAGUAUCCUCACCGGAUGGAAUCGGGAUGCUUUGUCAAUGGUCCCAUCGCGAGCGCCACAGUCAGCUUUGAAGAGAACAUUUCAAGAUGACGAGCGUAUCCUUUCACGGUCAUCCGUUGAGUUUAUGAAACGUAAACGUCGCGAAUCAGUGGAUCAGGAAAACCGUUCACAUGCAAAUUCCGGGAAAUCCCAGAAAACGAAUACGUGUGUAAACAAAGGUAAGAGCGGCGAAUCCAACAAACGGACCCCUCCAAUCGUGAUCAAAGCAAAGCCGCUUAGCACCAGUUCAGACGACAGAAGAAACAAGCAGAGGUGA
Haemonchus placei is the source of this 387-nucleotide messenger RNA. The record is from the annotation of a GenBank genome assembly. Lineage: Eukaryota; Metazoa; Nematoda; Chromadorea; Rhabditida; Trichostrongylidae.